This is a messenger RNA of Gigantopelta aegis, 2396 nucleotides long. Its product is annotated as solute carrier family 35 member F6-like. The transcript has 12 exons. Bases 30 to 1295 code for a protein of 421 amino acids. Gene Ontology annotation, cellular component: intracellular membrane-bounded organelle; membrane. The record is from RefSeq and is a predicted model, not a curated record. Gene Ontology annotation, molecular function: transmembrane transporter activity. Gene Ontology annotation, biological process: transmembrane transport. NCBI's taxonomy places the organism in Eukaryota, Metazoa, Mollusca, Gastropoda, Neomphalida, Peltospiridae.
GGUAAAUGUCAGUCACAUGAUCAGACAAAAUGGCGCUCUCAGGUGUUCAGAUUUUGUUGAUGAUUGGCAUGCUUGUCACGGGUAGUAUUAACACAUUGAGCAAAAAGGCACAGAAUGAUUGUGUCGUUGAAGGUUAUCCAGAUAGAAGUUCCAACAACACAACUAAACCUCAUGAAUUUGAUCAUCCCUGGUUUCAGACUUGGAUCAUGUUUAUUGGAGAAAUGUGCUGUUUAAUAGGACUUUGCAUAGCAAGGAGGAGAGAAAGACAGGCAUAUUUAAAGAAGGAAGCUCUGUCACGUAAGCAGGAAGGUGAAGUCUUGGAACCACUUGUCCAAAAAAAAGUGUUUCACUUGAUAUUCCUGAUACCAACACUGUGUGAUUUGGUGGGAACAUCUCUGGCAGGUAUUGGUCUUCUGUAUGUUGAUGCUUCUGUCUGGCAGAUGUUACGGGGAUCCAUCAUAAUAUUUGCUGGAAUUCUUUCUAAAAUAUUUCUGAAAAGAAAACUGCAAGCUAUUCACUGGCUAGGGAUGAUCGUCACCAUGCUGGGCUUGGUGCUGGUUGGAUGUUCUAGUGUCUUCCAGAAUCAUCACGGCACAAGCGCCUCACACACAUUGCUAGGAAUUGCCCUUAUUAUUGGAAGUCAACUGGUUAGUGCCAGCCAAAUGGUAAUAGAAGAAUUAUUUCUGAAAAGCAGAAACUUUAACCCUUUACAAGUUGUUGGAAUGGAAGGAACUUUUGGAUUUCUCACAAUGUCUUUGGCUGUUCUACCAGCCAUGUACUUCAUCCCCGGUCCCCAAGUGAACGACAGCUAUGAGAACAGUUUAGACGCUCUCUACCAGAUCGCCAACAGCAGCAAACUGCUCAUCUUCUGUCUUCUCUACCUCGUUUCCAUAGCAUUCUACAACUACUUCGGAUUGUCGGUCACUAAGUCUCUCACAGCCGUUCAUAGGACAUUGAUUGAUGCCUGCAGAACUAUUCUGGUAUGGGCAGCUGAUCUUGUGACGUAUUAUGCCUUUGAUAAGAAUUUUGGAGAACCCUUUGAUAAAAGUUAUGGGCUUUUGCAAGUGGAUGGGUUUCUGUUUCUCCUGAUUGGCACGGCCCUGUACAACCAGCUGGUGGACCUGUCGUGGAUUCACUGCCUGAGGAAACUGGAAGAGCUGAAACCGGUUGACACCACCAUCACAGUUCCCUCCCCUAAACACAUACAGAGGGGCGACUUUGAGGAGUCGUACCAGUCUUUUGAUGAACACUCACGAUUAAUUGACCAUGACGAAGUCGAACCCUCCUACUCUUAACUGUGAUCUAUUGUUUUUAGAUAACAUUUCAUCAGAGUCCAUAUUUCAUCCAUGUAUAUAUCUCAUUUAUGUAUAAUGUUAUAUUAUUAAUAUCUUCCAUAUAUAUUAAAGCUUUCAUAUACAUAUAUAUAUAUGUAUAUUAUGUAUUAUGUAUAUAUAUAUAUUAUGUAUUAUGUAUAUAUAUAUUAUGUAUUAUACUUGAAUAAUGUCUUUUUGGGUAUAAUACUAUUCACUAGAAAAUUAAAAUAGUAAGACUGAAAAAUUACAAUUCUCAUGGUAAUUGAUAGCAUAUUGUGAUAUCAUGUUAUUUUAGUUUUAUAACUGUACACAGGUGUGAGUUGUUUGAUGAUUCAUUGUUUCAUUCUAGUCAUGUAGAGGCGGGACGUAACUAGGAUCAAUCUCCAUCAGCGGGCCCAUUGGGCUAUUUCUCUGUCCAACCAGUGGUAUCAAAGGCCGUGCUCUGUGCUAUCCUGUCUGUGGGAUGGUACAUAUAAAAAAAUCCCUUCCUACAAAUGAGAAAAUAUUUCCUCUAAGACUAUAUGUCAAAAUUAAAAAAUAUUUGACAUCCAAUAAACGAUUAAUAAAUCAAUGUGCUCUAGUGGUGUCAUAAAAAAAACCCCUUGUUUUCUACCUUUUAUGCUUCCACCAACAAAAGGGAUAACGCUUAUUCUUUCGAUCAAAGAAACCAUCCGUUCAUUUGAACAAAAUACAUUUUUAGAAGUAUUACAUGAUCACAAAAUCAGUCACAUGCAAAGAUCGAAAGGUAGGUUACCAUUAGUUGUCAUCCAUUUAUUAUAUUUUAAUAAUAAAAAUAUUUUGUUUUAUUUUCUCAUCUGUACACAUUUUCACAGACGUAUUAACGAUGACACAGCAUUCCUACUGGGUUGCAGUCUGUGAUAUAGUCUCAUGUAUUCCAAUGAGUAAUUAGUGUGGCCUUUGGUAUUAUUGUAUGAUUUUUGCUCAGUGCCAAAAUUUAUUUUAUUUUCAAUUGUAAAAAUAAGUCUAGAAUUUUUAGUAAUUUUAUUAUUAUUAAUUUUUUUCAUUGCAACUUAAAAUGUACCACUUUUAGUGUAACUUUUAAUAAAAUGUGUUAUUCGCCAA